Messenger RNA from Octopus bimaculoides (California two-spot octopus), 2193 nucleotides. RefSeq lists its product as uncharacterized. NCBI's taxonomy places the organism in Eukaryota, Metazoa, Mollusca, Cephalopoda, Octopoda, Octopodidae. The record is from RefSeq and is a predicted model, not a curated record. Gene Ontology annotation, biological process: retrograde protein transport, ER to cytosol; endoplasmic reticulum unfolded protein response. Gene Ontology annotation, cellular component: endoplasmic reticulum membrane; Derlin-1 retrotranslocation complex; Derlin-1-VIMP complex.
UAAACCACUAAAGUCACGUAAUUCACAUAUGGUAAUCCAAUAUGGAAGAAGCGGACGUGGAAAACGUUAUCGCAGAAGAAGAACCGGAAAAUAUUGUCAAUAAGGACCCAGCUUUUCUUUUGAGUUUUUUCGAAGCGGCCAAAUUUUUGUUAGAGCAAUAUGGAUGGAUUUUACUUGUUGUUGUUUUACUGUUAAUAUUUGCAAAGAGUUUUCUGGCAACCUAUUUUAAUAAAUGGAAGAAAAAACGAGAUGAAGAGAUUUAUUACAGCAACUAUGACAAUCAAAAGUGUCAGCAGACAUUUGAAGCAAUGCAGAAAGCUAGAGAAAAAAUGCAAAGAGAAAAUGAUGCAAAAACAGAAAUUUAUUUAGAACAUGUCAAAAUAAGAGAAGAGAAGAGAAGACAAAUGAAAUUGGAAAAACUUGAAGGGAAAUUGUCCAACACUUCUAAUUCCCAAGAGAAAUCCCCUGAAAAACCUAAGCCAAAAAACAAGAACCAUUUGGAUGGUUACCGUCCAUUGAUGGGUCACGGUAGUGGAUCAACUUAUCGCCCUCCUAGACGGUCUAAUACCAGAGGAGGAUGAGGUUAAAUUUUCUGUAGGAUUAUGCAGUUCAGAGCAGUCCAGUUUAAAUAUAUUCCAUUUAUCAGUCCUAUUUUUACAAUGGAUCAAAAGUUUCCUUGUAUAGUUUACUAAUUUUUGUUUGUGCAGAUAUAUACAUAAAUAUGUGUACAUAUAUAAGUGCAUUUGGGAAAAGUUUUGGAUAUAUUUGGAUUAAGCUAGAAAUCAUUUGAUUUGUAAUUACUGUUAAGUUACUAUUAUUAUUUUUUCUCUCCUAAUUUGGAACAUCGGAAUCUCUAGGACAUUUCCUUUCCCACACUUGAUAUUAUCUUAUAAUCCUAACCAUUCCAAUAAGUUAAAUGAAACCUUGUCUACCUAUAGCAUGACAAGCUCCAAAGGAUGUUAAAUGGAAAAUAAUAAUUUGCUGCUUCUGUAUCUGAGCUGUAUUCCUACAGAAAACAAAUAACUGAUCUAAACCAACAAACAGCCUUCUAGCCAUCUAUUUCUAUGAUUAAUUGAAUACUGAUCUUAUAUCGAGGCUCUGUUUCUUCUUCUUCUAUGUUACUAUUCUUGUUGUUAGCUCUCUACAAAUAUUUACAAUAAUUUGAUAUAGAUUGAUGUUAUAAAAGUUUACCUCCUCUGUAACACCUACUGAACUAUGAUACAACCAAUAGAAUAUUUAAUAUAAUUUGGUGUUUAGUCUAUUUGUAUACAGAUAUUGUGGUGGUGUAUAUUGAAUCAUUGUCAGAAAUAUCAAAAUUUUUAUCUCUAUCUUAGAGAUAUUCUUGUAUUUACUGAUAUUGCUUAGGUGUAAAUAAUUAUUUAAAUUAAUGAAAAACAAAUUUUGAUAACUUUUUAAGAUAUUGUAAAUUUAGAUUCCUACUUAUAUUAUUUAUAAUUACCUCUAUCUUAAUUUUAUGAUCUGUACUUUCAAUCAAAUAAAUAGAUGGAUAUAGAUUUAUGAUGGCAAUCUAAAAAACGGAAUAAUCACUGAUUAGAUUGCUUGAUUUUUGUUCUGUUGGUGCAUCAGAUUUCCCUAUUCAUUUGAAUUUAUUUUUAUUAUAUUAAUUAUAAUUAUUUCAAAAAUAUAUUUUGAUGCAUAUCAAUAUAUUUUUCACUGAUAUUUAACUACAAUAAAAUUUACCCAUAGAUUUUCUCUGCCUCAAAUACAUUUUUAGAAUUUAACUUUAAAAUUGAAUUCUGAUCAUUUUGAGAAAAGAUUCUAAUAAAGCAUCUUGCCAACUUUGUCCAUUUAAUUUAUUGUGUAACUUGCUGACUCUGGAAUUUUAUAAUCUUGCUCUGUUUUCAAAAGUGAAAUAUAUUGUGAAAAAAAAAAAGAAGCUUCACAAAAGAGAACCUAAAUAUGUCAUAUACAUUAGAUGUAAUUUUAGUGUUUAAUUUCUGUGAGACUUCAGAGAUAUGAUAAAUCUGUAAAGCUUCUUGGAGCUCAAAAAUGGAGACCAGGUCUAGUUAAGACUAAACCUACACCAAUUCCAUAUAUAAUAUCAUUAACAGAUAACAAACUGAUGAGAAAAUGAAAUUUCAAAUUCUGGCAUUGAACUAAGCAGUAAUUGUACAGGUUUGGCUUUUGUUUGCAGCAAAAGUGUUGAAUAAACAAUUUUAUUAUUAAACUGAA